AGACCCCCAAAAGAGGUUGCAGAUUCUUGGUGGACAACUUUCGUAUCCCCUCCAGGGAACAUGGUGAAAAAUGUCUUCAGAAAAAUAGCUUUAUGAAGGCAAGAGGACUUUUUGCACCUGCAAGACAUGUCUGAAAGCUCCUCAGGUCAAAACACAAGUAACAAGUAGUCAAGAGAUUUGUCCAUCUAAUUCAUCAUACUACUCUUCUCCAAGUGAGACCCACACUGGGUCAGCUCCAUCAAGGAAAAGAACAUUCCACCCACGUUUGAAUUCUGGAAUGUCAUCCUUGCUUCCAUCAGAUUCUUGUAAGUACCUCACUUGGAACAAGGUAGAACAACAUGACAUUCAAGGAAGUCAACUGCGUUGCCCAAGAGUAAGAGAAGGACCCUCUGAAGAAGAGCAACUUUUCAGACAGGUAGAAUGUACCUUGCCCCCAAGGAAAAGAGUUCUUGAAAAAAACAAAUGGGAAACAUGGCUACAAGAAAACUGGGAAGACUGCCGGAUUUUGAACAUUUCAUUUCAGGAUUUGGGGGAUCCUUACCAAGUUGAAAAUUUUAACAGAAUUCUUAGAAGACUAAUUCGAGUUGAAACCCUCUGGUUAGUGGAUAAUUCACUGGUGGACUUAAGUGCCAUAAGAUUGCCAAGGCAAAAACAUGCUCACUGACAAGAAAAUCAUGGGUUUUAUACAAGAAUAGCAAGUGCUGGGUUGCUUAGCUAUGAGGAAGACUAGGCUCACUGCAUACCAGAAGAUGUCCAGUGUUGGAGAAUGCAGGGAUUUUUAUCAGCAAUCAAACUAUAUUUGUGGAAAUUUUGUGCAUAGGUGCCAAAGAUGGCUGACUUCUGACCACAUUCUAUUUAACUCAACUGAAUGACACCAAGCUCUCAUUCUGAAACUUAUAGUUACAUCCACCCUUCUGAAAUAUUCAAUUAUUCUCCAAUACACUGGAGGUAAUAGGUAUAACAAGAAUGUGCAUGUGCAACUUAGCAUCUCAUAUCUAAUUUUGUGUCCCAAGUUCAUUCUUCCCUUGAAUGUCCCACGUCUACCAGGUGCAGGAUUAUCUGGAUGGGUCAGUUCAAAACAAUUUCAGGGAAUAAAUUGUGUAGGGGAUACAAUUUUCUGAGACAGAAACAUAAUGCGAAUAACUCCUUUGUUAGAAAAUAAUUUCAGUGACAGAAAGCCUUUCAGUUCAUAAAGAAAACUUAUAUAACAACAAGUCUAGCUCUUCACCAGUCCCGAUCAGCUCUACAAUAUCCAGUAAAGGACUUUCCAGUUCGCCUUUGAAUAAAUUGAGGUAUUGGAAACAUCUUAAGAAAAUGGUUGUUAAUUCUUCCUAAUCUUCAGGGAUUUCUUCCUUAUAUUGCGCUGAUAUCUGCCUUCUGCAACUUUCAACUAAUUAUUCAAAUCUCUCAGGUAAUUAUAAUUAAUUCCAUCUUAUAAGGAAUUUUUCUCAGCUUCCGGCUCUUGAAAACACCCUGAUAUUUUCUCUAAUAUUCCAGUGGAAAUGUAAACGGGUAACGUAAGAGUCUGUGGGGUUAGUAGGGUGGAGGAAAGGUAAGGGAAAGCUAAUGAGAAAUAACCAAAGCAAGAAAAAGAAUUUUAUUUUCUUCAAGUUCUUUAUACAUCCAAAGUGGAAGAUUCCUAAAAUAAAUUCCCUAAAUCAAAUUUUUAAAAUUAAGUUAGCAAGCUUACUUUUUAAUUUAUUUAGAAGCCAACUACUUUCAAUUAUUAUUUCUUUCCAGAAUAGAACAAUUAUCACUAAUUGUUUGUCAUUAUAAUACCAAACUAUGUUAAUAGAUGCCUAUUUUUUAAAGGCUAAUAGAAAUCAUGAAACCAAAUAUCUAAUUAGUUUUAGAGCUUUGGAGCAGAUACAUCAAUAUUUGAACCAUUCAGGUGUAUAUUUGUUUAUCUGCAUUUUUUCCUCUUCAAAAGAAGUAUUAUAUGCGUUCUGUUUAUAAUUUUUAAAUGGUCAUUUCAAAACAGAUUAUAUGAGUUUAUACAAAUCAUAGUGAAAUUUAUUGCUUAAAAAAUCAUUUUUCUCUGAACUCUCAGCGUCCUUGAGCUAUAUAUAUUUUAUGGCAAUUUUUACUUAAUCGUUUGUAUGCUAGUUAUUUUUGACAAUGACUACUAAAAUGCAAGUUUCUUCAAAGGCAGAUUCAUUUUAGUUCUUCUUUAUACCCCUCAAAAAACUCAGUGUUGUUCUCAAUGAGUAUUGAGUAGAUGAGUGAACUCUGAGUGCAUACUCCUUGAAAUUAUAUUUCUGGAGCUAGAAAACUUUUUAAAAAAUGUACAUCAUGGGUCUAAAGAAAUAAAUGCUAUAUGGCUGAAAAAAUAUUUUGUGAAAA
Messenger RNA from Piliocolobus tephrosceles (Ugandan red Colobus), 2343 nucleotides. RefSeq lists its product as uncharacterized. Lineage: Eukaryota; Metazoa; Chordata; Mammalia; Primates; Cercopithecidae. The transcript is spliced from 7 exons. Bases 278 to 664 code for a protein of 128 amino acids. The record is from RefSeq and is a predicted model, not a curated record.